AUGCUCGUGCGAGUACACGUUGCAACGCGCUGCGCCGCGCAUGCUCGUUUUCCGGAAGCCACUCCCCAUUUCCUCUUCCCUCCGUCCAUCCCCAUUUCCUCUUUUCCCAGUGACUCCACAUUUCCCCUUCCCUCCACAUUUCUGCAUCCCUCUGACACCCCCCAUAUCCCCAUCCCCCUGUCCUUCCCAAUCACCGCUGUGUUUCCCCUUCCCUUAAUCCCGCCCCAUUUCCCCGUUUCUCAUUCACUCCCCAAUUCCCAAUCCCUCUUACCCUCCCCCAUUCACUUCCGUGCGUCACUCCCCAUUUCCCCAUGCUUCCGUCCCUCCCCGUUUCCCUUUUCCAAGACACCCCUCAAAUCUCUUUCCUCCGUCCCUCCCCAUAUUGCCCUCCCUCCGUCCCUCCCCAUUUUCCCUUCCUACCUUCCUCACCCUUGUGCACCAUACACACCGCUGUCCCUCCCCAUUUUGCCUUCCCUCUGUCCAUCCCCACUUCCCCUUCCCUCUGUCACUCCCAUUUCCCCUCCCCUAUAUCCCUCCACGUUACCCCUUCUCUCUGUCACUCCCUGUUUCCCUUCCCAUACACUCCAUGUUACCCCUUCCCUCUGUCCCUCCCCUCUUCCCCUCCCUCUGUCCUUCCCCAAUUCCCCUUCCCUCUGUCCCUCCCAUUUCCCCGUCCCUCUGCCUCUCCCCAUUUCCCCGUCCCUCUGUCCCUGCCCAUUUCCUCUUCCCUCUGUCCCUUCCAUUUCCCCUUCCUUCCGUCAAUCCCAUUUCUCCGCCCCUCUGUCCCUCCACAUUUCCCCUCUCAUCUGUCCCUCCCAUUGCCACUUCCCUCUGUCACUCCCAUUACCCCUUCCCUCUGUCCCUCCCCAUUUCCCAUCCCCCCUUUCCCUCGACCCGCCACUUCCCUCUGUCCGUCCCAAUCUGUCCUUCCUCCUUUCCCCUUCCCCUUGUCCCUCCCCAUAUCCCUUCUCUCUGUCACUCCCCAUUUCCCUCUCCUUUCACUCCACGUUACCCCUUCCCUCUGUCCCUCGCCAUUUCCCAUUCCCUCUGCCCCUCGCCAUUUCCCCUUCCCUCUGUCCCUCCCCAUGCCCCUUUCCACUAUCUCUCCCAUUUCCCCUUCCCUCUCCUCCCACUUUCCCCUUCCCUCUGUCCCUCUUAUUGCCCCUUCCCACUGCCCUCCCAAUUCCCCCUUCUCUGUCCCUCCCCAUUUUCCCUCCCUCUGUUCUGAACCCAAUUCCCCUUCCCUCUGGCCUUCCUCAUUUCCCCUUCGCUCUGUCCUUCCUCAUUUCCCCUCCCCUCUGUCCCUCCCCUCCUGCCUUCUCUCUGUCACUCCUCAUUUCCCUUUCCACAACACUCCAUCCAUCCCUUCCCUCUGUCCCUCCCCAUUUCCCCUACCCUAAGUCCCUCCCCAAUUUCCCUUCCCUCCCAGGCAUCCCCAUGCCCUUCCCACUAUCCCUCUCAUUUACCCUUCCCUCUCCUUCCACAAUUCCCCUUCCCUCUGUCCCUCGCAUUGCCCCUUCCCAUUGUCCUUCCCAAUUCCCCUUUCCUCAAUCCCUCCCCAUUUCCCCCUCCCUCUUUCCUACCACGAUUCCCCUUCCCUCUGUCCCUCCCAUUGCCACUUCCCUCUGUCCCUCCCAAUUCUCUUCCCCUCCCCAUUUUGCCUUCCCACCGUCCCUCCCCAUUUUGCCUUCCCACCGUCCCUCCCCAUUUUGCCUUCCCUCUGUCCCUCCCCAAUUUGCCAAACCCUUUGUCCCUUCCCAAUUUGCUUUCCCUCUGUCCCCAUUUCCAUCCUCUCACGCACAUAUCACGACAUCGGCACAAGCCACUAGCCCUGCAGAUGACCCCUUCACACCCUUGCUUGCUCCUUCCACGGAUAUUCCCGCUCUGUCCCCUUACGCCAUGGGAGGCAUCACGUCCCCCUCCAUCCAGUCUCUCCACAUUUCCCCUUCCCUCUGUCCCUCCCACUGCACUGCCCUCUGUCCCUCCCGCUCCCCAUUUUCCCAUCCCAGCGAAGCUCCCUAUUCCCCCAUCCCUCUGUCCCUCCCAAUUGCCUAA
Molecule: messenger RNA, 2055 nt
Organism: Closterium sp. Naga37s-1
Lineage: Eukaryota; Viridiplantae; Streptophyta; Zygnematophyceae; Desmidiales; Closteriaceae
Source: the annotation of a GenBank genome assembly